GAAACACACCAUAGCACUAAACUCAACAUCAGUGAAGGCCACAGAUCUGCUUCAUUACAGUCAUUAACAUUGUCAAGGUUUGAUCUGCAUUUUUCUACAUUUCAUGCACCUUGAUAAAUAUCAGGACGGAACCUUCAGCUUCGAGCACUGGAGCGAUACGGACUGUUUUUGCAGACGCACCGCUGAGCUCAGGAGAAUUUAAACAGUUUAGGAUGGCUCAAGCUGACAGCAGGGCUCUGGCUUUGGGAGUUCUGGCAGGGGCUGCUGGGAUCAGCUUGGCGAUCGUCUGCUUCCGGAAAGUUGGAGCAGGUGGUGGCAGAGUCCUGAGCAGCAGCGCAGAUCACACGGGAGGCAGUCUGGGUCUACAGACGGGCCAGACAGAAGUGCUGGAUCGGCUGGGUGCUUUGAUCCAUUGUGUGUCUGAGCUCAAAGAGGAGGUAAAAGCACUGAAGGAUGCACUUCCGCACCUGCAGGACAACGUCAGAGAUCAGCUGAGGGGCCGAAGCAGGGAAGAAAUUGGUGCUCGCAAGGCAAGUCCACUUCAUCGAACUCCUGCCAGGAGAAAAAGAGCAGGUGCCCCAGCUAGAAGUGAAGGACAAAGCUCGGAAGAGGCAGAGAGUGAAGGAGGGUAUAUAACCGCACUGACAGAUUCUGAGGAAGAGGAAAGUGACGAUGAACGAAAGCCACUGCAGGAACCAGUGGAUGAACUCAUGGCUCUGCUGCAGAAAGCAGACCGACUGCACAGCUGUAACGGCGCAGAGAAAGCACAAGGCCUGAAUGCUCUGCUGGAGAGGAAAGAAGAGUUUGAUCAGAAGUGGCAGUACCUUUGGCGGUUGUCCAGAGCCUAUGCAGAUGCACAUGAUUUUGCCGUGGACCUUGCAGAGAAGAAGAACUACGCUGAAAACGGAAAGAAAGUUGGUGAAGAGGCAAUAUCCAUCAAUCCACUCUGUGCAGAAGGUCAUCAGUGGUAUGCUAUACUUUGUGGACUCCUGACAGAAUAUGAAUCUAUUCAGAAUAAAAUUAAAAAUGGCUACCUUUUUAAGGAUCAUCUGCAUAAAGCGAUCGAGUUGAAACCUGAAGAUCCUCUUUCGUAUUAUCUGCUGGGCCGCUGGUGUUAUGCUGUGUCACAAUGUACGUGGAUUGAGAGGAAAAUCGCUGCUACUCUGUUUGGAGAGCCACCCAGUGCCACAGUCCAGGACGCCCUGCAGAACUUCCUCAAGGUGGGACGUACCUCUGAUUACCUGCCCAUACUGGCAGAAGAGAUCGCUCCCAAGUACUCAAAAUUCAACUAUGUGUUUUUAGCCAAGUGUUACAAAGACUUGGGUCAGAGGAGUCAAGCCCGACAGAUGUGUGACGCUGCCUCUGCAAUGAGCAUUAUGACUAAAGAGGACGAGGAGGCACAGAAGGAAUUGGACUCUCUUGUGGCAUCACUUUAACAAGUCUCCAACAAAAGGGAACAAAGGCUCUCUGUCUUUGUGUUCCAUCUCUUUGGACUCGACUGUGACUGGACUGUAGCUCUUUACCCACAAACCAACACAUGAACUACUAAUGUUGGCCAGGCCACGGAAUUUAUUGUGCCUCCAUUAAAGUGCACAAAGUACUGUAUGUGUUUUACAAGACAAUUUCUUUUAUUAUUUUUUUUAUCUCCCCCCCCCCAGGAAUAUUUUAGACAUUAACAGUAAUAGUAGCAAUACACAAAAGCUGUGACCUAUUGACAAUGCCAUGACUAUCAGUGGCUGCUGUUAAAAUGAAUUUCACAUUAAUGAUAUCUUCAAAUACCCACAACAUGAAAGAUGUCAUCUUUUAGAUUUUGUAAAAAAAAAAAAAAAAGUUAAGAUAAAAAUGUUUAAAAUUACAGUAUUUUGUGGAUUAUUUGGGUGAAGUGACAGCUGCAGCUUGAAACAUAUUCUGACCAAAAACCGUAGGAAAGAUCUGUCUGACCAGAAUUAAAAGUGUCCAAUUACUUUUGCUUUAAUGUGCCAUUUAUGGGCGUGUUUUUGUAAUCAGAAUUUCUGUCCAUCCAAUUUGUAGCUACAGAUUAUUUCAUAAAACAGCAUGGCUGUAAAGUUAUAUUUGUGGAAAUCUAGUUUACCUCCUAAUAAGUGUCUGAAACAAAACAUUUGAAUAUUGAAGAACUUUGGCACAUUAAAUAAUUAGUUUGUCCGAAAAGCUGCUGAUAUUAGAAUGUGUGCAUGUAAAACUGAAAUUCUAUUAUACUGUAUAUAUUAAACUUUUAUAGCAUGUUUCUCCCUCUAGAAAUGCAGUCUUUUUUUUUUGUUUUUUGUUUACGGAUAACCGAACAGCUCAAUCUGGAUUUAAUCACUUAUCUGAGUUCUCUUUGUGGAAUCUGUAUUAUUGUUUGUUUUUCAGUAUGAUAUAGUAAGCAGAUAACUUGGAUGACUUGAAUUCACAUACUUUUUUUUUUUUUUUUUUUGGACCAAAGAUAAUUGUACAUCUGAGAAAUUAUGGGGACCAUGUAAAUGGAAGAUAAUUUUUCCUCUUAUGUAAUUGCUAAUAUUGUUUUAAUAUAAUUUAAUAUAAUUUUGUGGUGUUUAUAUGAUUCAGCAUUAAGAAUGUAAUAAUUGUUUGUAUGUUUACAUGAUUGCACUUGCUCUAUAUGGUACAUUUUAGAUUGGUGGUUAUCUGUACAGAACAUGGAUACUGUAACCGGGCAUGUGAAGAUCAUCACUUCAUCGCUGCUGCUCAGUACAAUAUACAAUAAGGUGAAUUCA
Molecule: messenger RNA, 2732 nt
Organism: Ctenopharyngodon idella (grass carp)
Lineage: Eukaryota; Metazoa; Chordata; Actinopteri; Cypriniformes; Xenocyprididae
Product: regulator of microtubule dynamics protein 2
Exons: 13
Coding region: 213-1436 (407 amino acids)
Cellular component (GO): cytoplasm; spindle microtubule; mitotic spindle pole
Molecular function (GO): microtubule binding
Source: RefSeq, a predicted model, not a curated record